Carlito syrichta (Philippine tarsier) is the source of this 950-nucleotide messenger RNA. It is a transcript of the gene CCDC107, whose product is annotated as coiled-coil domain containing 107. The transcript is spliced from 5 exons. Lineage: Eukaryota; Metazoa; Chordata; Mammalia; Primates; Tarsiidae. Bases 99 to 950 code for a protein of 283 amino acids. The record is from RefSeq and is a predicted model, not a curated record.
AGGACCCGCUCGUGCGGGUGCGCGUGCGCACUGGGGCGGGCUGCCGUCGCCGGACCGCCUCCGCGCAGCCCCGGGCCUCCUCCGUCUCUGGGCCGGUGAUGGCGGGUGCGGUCCCGCUCUCGGGUGUGCUGGGGCUGCUGCUUGUGUCUGCGCUGCCGGGCGUCCUCGGAGACCGCGCCAGCCCCGACCUCCGGGCACACCCAGGGAACCCAGCCGGUGUCGGCCCCGGGGCCACGGAACCCCGGCGGCGACCGCCGCUCAAGGACCAGCGCGAGCGGACCCGGGCCGGGGCGCUGCCUUUAGGGGCGCUCUACACCGCAGCCGUCGUGGCUUUUGUGCUGUACAAGUGUUUGCAGGGGAAAGAUGAAGCUGCAGUUCUCCAAGAGGAGGCAGGCAAGAAGCAAUCAUUGCAGUCAGAGCAACAGCUGACCCAGUUAACACAACAGCUGGCCCAGACAGAGCAGCACCUGCACAAUCUGAUGGCCCAGCUGGAUCCCCUUUUUGAGCAUGUGACUACGUUGGCUGGAGCCCAGCAAGACCUUCUGAACGGGAAACUGUGGACAAUCCACCAGCUGCUAAAGGACAGCAAGACAAGCAAGGGUGUGACGCUCCCAGAACCAGGUAAAGGGUUGGGAGGUGAGUCUGGCAGAGGUGGAGACAAAGCCUCUAAACCUGGAACAUGCCUGAUCUUUCCCCUCACAGAGGCCAGCACACCCUUUCCUCACAACUUAUGUAUAGAGGAAGAUGAGGAGGAGACUGGUGACAAUCAGGUCUGGGAGGAGCCCGUACACUGGAGCACAGAGACACGGAACCCAGCUACUUCCUGGGAAGUGGAGCAAGGGCUAAGGAGAAGAUGCAGAAAGGCUGUGGCAAAAGGCCCCAGUCAGAGCCCCAGCCAGGAAGGAGGGACAACAGCUGAAGGUUUAAUAAAACAAAGUCUGUUCUUGUAA